AUGGAAUUACCACAAGGUCUUAAUACCCACAAAGAAGGACAGGUUUACAAGUUAACUAAAUCCUUAUAUGGUUUGAAACAGGCUAGUAGGCAAUGGUUUGAAAAAUUAUCUUCAUACCUAAUUUCUGUUAAUUACAAUCAAUCUAAAUCUGAUCACUCACUUUUCACUAAGAAAACUGCUACAGGUUUUACUGCUUUAUUGGUAUAUGUGGAUGACAUUGUAUUGGCAGGAAAUUCUAUGGACGAAAUUAACAGUAUAAAAGAUCUUUUACACAAAAGAUUUCGGAUUAAAGACCUUGGAGAACUUAAAUAUUUCCUUGGCCUUAAAGUUGCAAGGUCCAAGAAAGGAAUUCAUCUAUGUCAAAGGAAGUAUGCUUUGGACAUACUUGAAGAAACUGGAAUGCAGGGGUGCAAACCUUCUUCCACCCCUUUCCUGAAGGACAUCAGCUCCUUAUACAAAGAAGACAACUAUUUGGAUGAUCCUCAAUCCUACAGAAGACUAAUAGGGAAGCUUCUAUACCUUACUAACACCAGACCUUACUUAUGCUUUACCAUUAAUCUCCUUAGUCAAUUUAUGCAAUUUCCCACCAAUUCUCAUUAUCAAGUUAUUCAACAUGUUCUCAGAUAUAUUAAAUCCUCACCAUCUGAAGGACUAUUUUUUGCAGCAGACUCCCCUAAACACUUAAAGGCCUUUAGCGAUUCAGACUGGGCAACAUGUCCUACUACUAGAAGAUCCACCACGGGAUUUUGCAUUUUUCUUGGGUCUUCACUCAUCUCAUGGAAAUCUAAGAAGCAGAGGACUGUCUCCAGAUCCUCCACUGAAGCAGAGUACAGGGCACUUGCAGCCACUGUGUGUGAAAUUCAGUGGCUUCGUUAUCUAUUACAAGACCUUCAAACAGAAGAGUCUGGAGUUCCUGUUCUAUACUGUGACAACAAAUUUGCUCGUCACAUAGCUCAUAAUCAGAGCUUUCACAAACGGACCAAGCAUAUUGAGCUUGAUCGUCACGUUGUUCGUGAAAAAAUUCAAGAGGGUCUUCUGCAUCUUCUUCCUGUCCGAUCCAACGAACAACUUGCUGACAUCUUUACUAAGUUUCCGCACCGCGUCAGAUUUGGAGCCAUUGUACCCAAGCUUGGACUGAUCGGAAUACACCGUCCAGCUUGA
This is a messenger RNA of Vigna radiata var. radiata (mung bean), 1161 nucleotides long. RefSeq lists its product as uncharacterized. The coding region runs from base 1 to 1161 and encodes 386 amino acids. The record is from RefSeq and is a predicted model, not a curated record. The transcript has a single exon. NCBI's taxonomy places the organism in Eukaryota, Viridiplantae, Streptophyta, Magnoliopsida, Fabales, Fabaceae.